Messenger RNA from Xiphophorus maculatus (southern platyfish), 6944 nucleotides. RefSeq names its product immunoglobulin-like and fibronectin type III domain-containing protein 1 (gene igfn1.1). The transcript has 25 exons. Lineage: Eukaryota; Metazoa; Chordata; Actinopteri; Cyprinodontiformes; Poeciliidae. Bases 187 to 4740 code for a protein of 1517 amino acids. Gene Ontology annotation, molecular function: protein binding. The record is from RefSeq and is a predicted model, not a curated record.
GUUGGGGAAAAAAAGCUGGGAGCGACAUUUGAGAAGCUACUGGAUGCCAUUUUCAGUGUAUGUGGUCAGUGGUGCAGUCAGCUGAAGUGGGUGGAAGCUGGAUGUCACGUACUGCUAUUAUAUUAAGAAUUGGUAAAGGAUAGCCGAAGAGUCCCCUGAAUCUGCUGAUCUGAAGAGGAAAUAAAGAUGUUGAAGAAGACAAAGGUGGCCGAUGAAACUGCCACUGGGCAGGCAGGCAUCAAGAAGAAAUCAAAAGUGCCUGGUGUUAUGAUUACACAGUUUAUGGAGGAACUUCCUGAAGGAAAAACAACUCCAGAUUUCACACGAAAACCCAUAGCCCUUACUAUCCAAGAGGGCAAAUUUGCAUACUUUAAAGCCAUUGUGGUGGGAGAUCCAACACCUACUGUAACAUGGAGCAGAGCAAAUGGAGAAAUCAUUUUUCACCCUGAUGUGUGUCAACAAAAAUAUGAUCCGGCAACAAAUGAACAUACCCUCGAGUUCCCUAAGGUAGCUCCAGAAGAUACUGACACCUACAAGUGUUAUGCAGCCAAUGAAUAUGGGAGAGCUGUUUGCACCGUUAUUCUGAAUGUUAUUGAGGUGGGAUUCUCUAAGACCAAGGAACUUCAAAAGAUUCAAGGAGAAGAUGCAACGGAGUUCAGAAAAAAACUCAAAACACGUAAUCCCGAUGGAACACGUGAGGAAAAGACAAUGGAUGCCAACGAAAAGGUCUGGGAAAUCCUGCUCAGUGCAGAAAAGAAAGAUUACGAGCAAAUCUGUGUAGAGUAUGGCAUCACAGAUUUCCGUGGCAUGUUGAAGAAACUUACUGAAAUGAAAAAAGAGCGUGAAGAGGAGAUUGCACAGUUCAUCUCACAUAUCAGGACGCUCAAACCUGUGGAGGUCAAAGAUGAUGACUGUGCAACAAUUGAGUUGGAUAUGGACCUCUUAGAUUCUGGCAGCAAAAUAUUUCUGUACAAGGAUGGUGUCAUGGUGCCAUUCUCAAAGGAAGACGGAGAAGGAAUGAAGCAUAAUUUAAAACAAGUUGGCAAAAAAUAUGUGUUCACAAUCAAAAAUCUAAGUAAGAAUGAUGCGGGGCUCUACUCUGUGGAUGUUGAGGGAGUCAAUGUAUUUUCCACAGAUUUUAAAGUGCCUGAAGUUGACUUUGCCGUCAAAAUUCAAGAGGUCAAGGCGGAAGAGCGAGAGGAUGCUCUUUUUCAGUGUGUACUCACUGCACCAAUGAAUGAGAUCAAUUGGUAUGGCAAGAGCGCUCUGCUGACAAAUAAUGAGAAGCAUGAGAUCAUUGUAUCUGAAGAUAAACUCAUCCAUAAGUUGAUUGUGCGAGACUGCCUGCCUCUGGAUGGUGGCAUUUAUGCUGCUGUGGCAGGAAUCAAGUCUUGCAAUGCCUGGCUUGUGAUUGAGGUGGAGAAAGAUCCAGCCAAAAAGGCCAAAAAGGCAGUAAGGAAAACCACCAUUGCUGGAGCCGGCAAUGAUGAAGAACUGCUGAGAAUAGCAAAGGAACAGCAAGAAAGAUAUCAGAAAGAAAUGGAAGAAAAAGCACAACUCGCCAAAAAAGCUCAAGAAGAGAAGGAAUUGGCGGCUGCAGCUGCCCGAGCAAAGCAAAAGGCAGAGGCUGAGCCUAAAGCUGCAGCAGAGGCUGAGGCCAAAGCUGCAGCAAAGGCAGCGGCUAAAGCCGCAGCAAAGGCAAAGAGAGCAGCCGCAGACAAAGAUGGAGCUGUUAGGAAAACUAAGAAAAAAGUAGCUGGUGCUGGGGAAGGAUCUGCCGCCAAUGGGGCCAGUGGGGCAACAGGGGGCGUUGUAGGUAUUGGUGCAGGUAGUGCUGCAGGUGGAGCUGCUGGUGCUGCAGGUGGAGAUGGUGCAGCAGGUAGUCUAGUUGGUGCUGCAGGAGUUAAUGGUGGUGCUGCAUGUGGAGGUGCCGGAGGUGCUGCAGGUGGGGGUGCAGGGGGUGCUGCAGGAGUUGCUGCAGGAGUUGCUGGUGGUGCUGCAGGUGGGGGUGCAGGGGGUGCUGCAGGAGUUGCUGGUGGUGCUGCAGGAGUUGCUGGUGGUGCUGCAGGAGUUGGAGGGAGAGAUGGGAGUGGAGCUGCAGGUGGGGCUGGAGGCAUUGAGGGUGGAGAUGUGGAAGAAGGUUCUGAGGUCGAAAGCGAUGAGGAUUCAUUUGAAGAUUCAGAUGAGGACAUUGAGGGAGAAGGAGUGGGAGCAAAAGGAAGGGAAGGAGUAAAGGAAGGAGAAGGAGAGAAGGGGGAUGUGGGAGGCGAAGGAGAGAAAGGAGAAGGAGGAGAAAAAGGAGCGGAGCAGAAAAAACGAGUAAGAGCUGGCCCACUGGUUCCCGAUACUGUUAUAGACCCAGGCGUUCACUUUCACGCUGGACUUUCUGAUUGCAAAGCCAUUAUUGGAGAAGCAGCAGAGUUGGAGUGUAAAGUAAGCAGUGAAGAGUGUGUAGGAAUCUGGUACAAAGAUGGAGCUGAGAUUCAGUCAUCUGAGAGUUUAACAAUUUCAAAGGAAGGAUGUUUCCACAGGCUUAAAAUCCACAAAGUCACAGAGGAAAAUGCUGGAAAAUAUAAAUUUGAAGCCGAUGGCCGAAAAACCGAGGCUGAAAUUGCUGUCGAAGAUCCCCCUCGAUUUGAUAAAGAGGAGCUAGAAGCACUUAAAGCUCCUGUGACUGUAAAGAAGGGACACAAAGCUACUUAUAAAUUGUCUUACAUUGGCCGGGAGCCAAUAAAGGUCCAAUGGUACCUUGAGGGUGAAGAACUUUCAAGUGAAGGCAAUAUAAAUAUUGACACUUCAGAUGGAACCAGUCGUUUGCUGCUGAUGAAGCUGCAGCGGAAAGACAGCGGUGAAAUCAAGAUAAAACUGAAAAAUGUGUUUGGGACAAUAGAGGCCGUAAGCCAGCUAAAUGUACUUGAUAAACCUACAUCUCCAAUGGGACCUCUGGAGAUUGUUGAAGCCUCCUCCUCUGUAAUUGAUUUCAAGUGGAGACCCCCAAAGGACAGUGGUGGAUGCAAGAUACAAAACUACAUCCUUGAACGACAACAAGUUGGACGGAACACCUGGAAAAAGGUCGGACCAAUUGGUCCUGAGGCCAAGUAUAGAGACUCCGACGUGGAUCAUGGUAGGAGAUACUGUUAUCGUAUCAGAGUGGAGACUGAAAUAGGAACCAGUGAAAUGAUGGAAACUGAGGAUAUUCAGGCUGGAACAAAAGCAUAUCCUGCACCUCCAUCAGCACCAAAGGUUGCCAGUGCCUUUAAGGACUGCAUCAACCUCACAUGGUCCCCUCCUGCUGACACUGGAGGAACCAGCAUUCUGGGAUACAACAUGGAAAAACGCAAGAAGGGCAGCAACCUCUGGGGCCAAGUUAAUCCCCCAAAUGAGAUUAUUAAAGGUAAAGGAUUUGCUGUAAAAGACGUGGUUGAGGGCAUGGAGUACGAGUUCCGUGUGUCUGCAAUCAAUGACUCUGGAGCUGGUGAAUUCAGCACUCCAUCUGAGUUUGUUUUUGCCAGAGACCCUAAAAAGCCUCCUGGUAAAGUGCUUGAUUUGAAAGUGACAGAUUCCACCUACACAAACUUGUCCCUGUCUUGGAACAAGCCCAAAGACAUUAAGGGAGAGGAGGAUGAAGCAAAGGGAUAUUUUGUGGAAAUCAGGCCUGCAGAAAACACAGAGUGGGAUCGAUGUAAUUCUAAUGCAAUAACCAUGACUACAUAUACGGUAAAGGGCAUGAAGUCAAUGGCCAUGUACUGGGUGAGAGUUAUUGCUACUAAUGAUGGAGGUGAGGGAGUGCCUCAGGAGCUGGACAAUUACAUUCUCGCUAUGCCCCCUCCUGUAAGACCACGAUUCACAGAUACCAAAAUCAAGAGUUUCAUGAUUGUGAGAGCAGGAAAUUCUGCAAGAUUCACCAUUAACUUUGAGGCUUCACCAUGGCCAGAUGUAACCUGGCUAAAGGAUGGCGUGCCAGUGUCUAAAAAGGUCACCAUCAGCAAUGCUGAGGGUACAUCCCAGCUUUUGAUUCCUUCAGCAGAACGUUCAGAUACCGGCAUCUAUACCAUCAUUGUCAAAAACAUUGUAGGACAGGAAACAUUUAGCAUUGAAAUUAGAGUCACAGAUGAGCCAAAGCCACCAGGUCCUGUGGAUCUCGAUGAAAACGUUCCUGGCACAGUAACCAUCUCAUGGUCCGCGUCUCCAGACGAGAAGCGGGAUGACAGGCUGCACUACAUGGUGACAAAGAGAGAUUCAGUUAAGAGAACUUGGAACACCAUUGCAGAUCGAAUCUUCAACAACAAAUUUACGGCCUGCAACAUCAUGCCGGGUCGAGAAUACCAGUUUAGAGUCUAUGCUAAGAAUGACAUGGGCUCCUCUAAACCAUCCGAAUCUGCAAAGUGGCUCAUUCCUGCCAAAAAAGAAAAAUUCACUGUGAAGAUGCCAGAGUCCAAAGCCUGUGACCUGCGAUGUCCUCCUAAAUUCCUUGUCCCACUGAAAAUGCACACUGCUCCACAAGGCUAUGAAUGCUACAUGAGCUGUGCCGUAAAAGGAGAUCCAACACCUCAUGUGACAUGGCUCCGCAACAACAUCAGUCUGAAUACCAACACCAACUACUUCAUCUCCAACACCUGUGGGGUCUGCUCUAUGCUAAUAUUAAGGGUGGGAACCAAGGAUACAGGAGAAUACAAAAUUGUUGCAGAAAAUGGUUUAGGAAGAGCAGAGAGUUCAACUAAACUCACAGUCAGAGAAUAAAGGGAUCUGCAGACGAUGCCACAUAAGCCAUGUAGUUGGAAAUUGACAUGUGUUUUACAAUCAAGCAAAUCCCAGACAUGUGUAAAAUGUGCAUUCAGUGUCACAGAUGAAGCCUUAUCUUGAAAAGUUUAUUGGCAAAAUUUAAAUGUGCAAUGUAAAAAAGAAAAAAAAAAACUAGGUUGCCACCAGAGGUCGCGCUACAAUUUUUUGUUCUCUUGUCAUUUUGACUGACAGCAUUAAAAAAAAUUUAAUUAAAUUAAAGAUUCGUUCAUGUACUAUUUUUACCUGUCAAAUUAUAAUUAUAUUAACAUAGGCUAUUUAACCGCAUUGUUAUGCGGUUUAGUUAAUAUUCACCUAGUUGAACCAUGAAUCCAGAUCCCAUCAGCAGAUGAAUGCAUCUAACUUUUUCUCCGUAGUGACAAAAACCACUGACUGUGGCCCCAAUAACUUAUAAUAAAUUAAAUUAAAAUUAUAUGUCAAUAUAUUAAAAUUCCACUUAAAUUACAAGCACUUAACCUGCUGGGGUCUGAACGCACAGCGCCUCACAAAUUUCUCUUGGUCGCAUCUGCAGAGAAAUCUGCGCUAAUUCAUUAGUCUGUCUGAUCCAAACCGAUCAAUUGAACUCUGCGAGCUUUUUGCCCUGUGCGUGGUUCGGUGUGCGCUUUUACGAGGAUUUUUUCUUGUGGUUUUGCUUCCCCGGAACUGCUGUGCUCAUCCUGAGCGCCGCUCUCUUUCUGGGCGCGGUAGUGUAACGUUGCAGCGGCGGAACCGCGUUCGCAUUGGUUGUGCAGCGGACUGCGCAUUUUACAGUCUAAUUAACUUUGGCACCUUUAUUUAUUUCCUCAAGAAAAACUGCCGGCUCCUCUGUUUAGACUAUAAUUGAAUUAACACAACAUCUCUUUAGUUUUCUCUGUUCUGUAUGUACUGGAGCCCGGAUUUAAAUGCGCUAUUUCAACCAAAGUUUGGUCUGAACCAGACGCUCCAAAGCGUCCGGCCCAUAACUCUUCAACAUGCUGUCAACUCCCCGUCAGAAAGACUCAUUUAGUUCAGUGUCCAUGAGAUGAUAUUCAGAAAGGAUUUUUUUGUUUGUUUGUUUUACUUACCUCUGCGAUUAACUCUUUGCGUAAAGUCUAUAAUGUCUGCGCAUGUGCACCAGUCAAGGGUGUUAAUUAUAACCUGUCAAAUGACAGACGAGCUUCAAAUUUUCCCGUCGUUUAAGAAAACGUCCGGUCAAAUACGGAAAAUAUUCCUUUAACGCGACUUCUGGUUGCCACAUAUUCUUUAUAGAUCUAGUAUUAUUUACUUAACCUGUUUUAUUUUGUUAAACUAGAAGGCUGAAUAUACAAAGUACAAAUUACAUAUUUAGUUUAUCUAUUUGCCACUUGAGUACCUGGAAGGCUUUAUUGAUUUGAUUGGCUGAAUUAAUAAUUUUAACAAGAAGGUGAUAUAAUUUUCUGCCAUUUCCCAUUAGGCUGUUCUGCAACAUAGAUGGUUGCCAACAUUUUAUUCUCCUGCAGACUUUGUUUUUGUUGCCUGUUUUCUGUUGCGAGUUUACCCGAGUAUUAUGUCAACUGUUAUGAAAUAUGGUGCAAAGGCAAAGCAACAGUAAAACAAAAAAUAGAUUGAUACGUAAAAAGUCAUUUGUUUUGCCGGGUUUUGCUUUUGCUAUAAUCUAGUCAUACGAGAUAGGUUCUGAACAAACAUAUCAGGCUCCUUGGGACUUUAUGGGGUUCCCACAUGCUGGCAAGAUUUGAGUCCCUUACUCCUAAACAUCAAUAUUUCACAGUGGGAACUCAGUAGGAGAAAAUGAGCCCUCUUGGGAGAAGUGAAAACAGGAGCCGUUUUAGAAUUUGAAAGUAUGCUGAACUUCAAUUAAACAUUACUCUUAGAUAACACUAGCUGUUUGUAGGUCGCUGUGAAAAUGUUCAUGUUUGUGCAUGCAAGUUUGCAUUUUUAAGCAAUUACUAUGCUAUUCAUUUACUAAUUUGUGUGAAAGGUUUUAAUAAAAAUUUAAUGUUGCAUUUUGAUGCAACUUUUUAAAACUGAACAAUGAGUUAGUCAAGUACUUUAGACAUAAAAAUAUAUAUUAUGCAGAAGUGUUUCUUAAAACUUCACUAAAAAGUACAUCCACGACGCAUGUAACAAAUCUUUAUAUAACGUGCCUCAAAAUUCAUCCCACGUGUCAUUAAAGUUUAUCUAAAUAA